GAACGGGAGCGAGAUCCGUGUGCGCGCUGGUGGGUGAAACUGUUCGAGCAGAUUCGCGGUCUCGAAGAAGCUGCUGCACGCUCACAUUCUGGACAGGGGCUGCGCGUGAGCGUGUGUGUGUGUGAUGGCUGUGUGUAUAGCUGAUAAUGUAGCCAGCUAAUGGCUGCCAGGGAAAGUAAGAGAGGUGGCACAUGAAUCCUUAAAAGACAAGAUACGGAAGUGAGGAAGAGGAUGGUGAGCAGCCAGCCGAAGUACGAGCUGAUCCAGGAGGUGGGCCGCGGCAGCUACGGUGUGGUGUAUGAGGCGGCGGUAAAACGCACCGGCGCCCGUGUGGCCGUCAAGAAGAUCCGCUGCCACUCGCCGGAGAACGUGGAGCUGGCCCUCCGCGAGUUCUGGGCCCUGAGCAGCAUCCAGAGCCAGCACCCCAAUGUCAUCCACCUGGAGGAGUGUGUGCUGCAGAGGGACGAGUUAGCCCAAAGGAUGAGCCAUGGCUCCAGCUCUCCACUCUACCUGGAGUUGGUGGAGACAUCUCUGAAAGGCGAGAUCACCUUUGACCCCUGCUGUGCCUACUACCUGUGGUUUGUCAUGGACUUCUGUGACGGUGGAGACAUGAACGCAUACCUGCUGUCCCGCAAGCCCAGCAGGAAGACCAACACCAGCUUCAUGCUCCAGCUGGGCAGCGCCCUGGCCUUCCUGCACCGCAACCAGAUCAUCCACCGCGACCUCAAGCCUGACAACAUCCUCAUCUCCCAGGGCUGCACGGCAGCCGGCUCCCCUGAGCCCACCCUCAAGGUAGCAGACUUUGGCUUGAGCAAGGUGUGCUCUACCUCGGGCCUCAACCCAGAGGAGCCGGCCAGCGUCAACAAAUGCUUCCUGUCGACGGCCUGUGGCACGGACUUCUACAUGGCGCCGGAGGUGUGGGAGGGCCACUACACUGCCAAGGCUGACAUCUUCGCCCUGGGCAUCAUCAUCUGGGCCAUGGUGGAGCGCAUCACCUUCGUGGAUGUGGAGACCCAGAAGGAGCUGCUGGGCAGCUAUGUGCAACAGGGGGAGGAGAUCGUCCCCCUGGGGGAGGCUCUGCUGGAGAACCCCAAGAUGGAGCUGCUCAUCCCAGCCAGGAAGAAGAGCAUGAACGCCGGCAUGAAGCAGCUCAUCAGAGAUAUGCUUUCAGCCAACCCUCAGGAGCGGCCCGACGCCUUCGAACUGGAGCUCAGACUGGUCCGGAUCGCCUGCAGGGAGCUGGACUGGGACACGUGAUGGCCGAACAAGAGGCAACGCAACAUGGACUUGUAACGGUCAAGCACGUACUUAAAAGCCACUAUGGGCUCAGUGGCCACUCAAUGGGAACCUUUUGUAAGGGAACAAAUGUAUAAAGUGGUCAUUCUUUGCAAUGGGACUUUAA
Molecule: messenger RNA, 1402 nt
Organism: Hypomesus transpacificus
Lineage: Eukaryota; Metazoa; Chordata; Actinopteri; Osmeriformes; Osmeridae
Gene: pdik1l
Product: PDLIM1 interacting kinase 1 like
Exons: 3
Coding region: 232-1257 (341 amino acids)
Biological process (GO): axon extension; positive regulation of autophagy; peptidyl-serine phosphorylation
Cellular component (GO): cytoplasm; autophagosome
Molecular function (GO): protein serine/threonine kinase activity; ATP binding
Source: RefSeq, a predicted model, not a curated record